GCAAAGCAGAGCAAAAUCCAUAUGUAGAUUCCCCUUUACAAUCAUCCUGAAACCUCCCUGGUAACUAAUGGCUAGUGACCAGUCUUGACUUUUCCACGCGGUUCGCCCGCUUCACGAAUCACCACCACCACAUCACCGAAGCCGGCAGGGAGAUUCGAAUUUCGGGAUCGAUCCUUACGGAUCCUUACGUGCGUUGGGGGAAAUCUUCCGACGGUUCUCUAAGCUCUUCCACCGCUUCCGGCAGUUGAAGACUCGGAUGGGAUGGGAUGGGAUGGGAUGGGAUACGGUAGGUAGAAAGAUGUGUGUAAGAUGAGUCCAACCAACCAACCUAUGUACCGGCCCCCGUCCGUCUGUUGCUUGUUGGCUCUUGGGUUGUUUCGGCUAUCUGUCUUUCUGUCCAGACUCCAGACUCCAGAAUCCAACCCGUGGGUCGUUACUCUACAACAUAUCAUAUGUAUCAUUCAAGUACAACAGCGAAUUCCGGCUACCCGCAGGCAGCAGGCUGCAGAAACGAAAUCAACGAAAUCUCGAUUCUCAAUUCCUUCCUUCUUUUUUUCUUUCCUUUUCUUUCCUUUUCCCGGGUUCGUUCGGCGAUGAUGCAUGGACAAUGAUGGGACGUAGCACGGUGAUGGGUAGGUAGGUUCGCUGUCCGCUCCCCCCCGUAGAUCACGAAGAAGUUGCUACACACGCUGCCGAUUACCGAAGGGUGAAACAAGGCCUGGCUCGGGCUCAGACGGUGGAGUACCUGUGCAUUAUGUAGGUACACAGAAAGUUACGUAGGGAAACUCUAUUUCGUUGAAAGAGUCGGAAAGAUGUAGAUCGCAGCGUCGUACCUGGCUACCGGUAGUGUUGGUGUUAAUGUUGGUGUUGGCUCUGGCUCCGGCUCCAGCUCCAGCUCGAGUUUUGAAGUGGAGCAAGAGAAGGAGGGCGCAGCCUCGCAGGAGGAGGAUGAGCAUUGAGGAGAAAGUCUCCCGCGGUGCCCGCUUGGACCACGGUACCGUAUGUAGUGAUGCCAGCACUCUGCACA
Molecule: messenger RNA, 1027 nt
Organism: Tricharina praecox
Lineage: Eukaryota; Fungi; Ascomycota; Pezizomycetes; Pezizales; Pyronemataceae
Exons: 1
Coding region: 310-597 (95 amino acids)
Source: RefSeq, a predicted model, not a curated record